Molecule: messenger RNA, 696 nt
Organism: Camelina sativa (false flax)
Lineage: Eukaryota; Viridiplantae; Streptophyta; Magnoliopsida; Brassicales; Brassicaceae
Source: RefSeq, a predicted model, not a curated record
AUGGACGGUGAAACGCAGGAGUUUUUUGUCUCUUUUGUGUAUGCGGCUAACGCUGCAGAGGAACGAAAAAUGCUGUGGGAGGACUUGAAAGCUCACCAAGACUCGCCUAUGUUUAGAAAUAAACCAUGGAUGGUGGUUGGUGACUUUAACGAGAUCUUAAAACUGGAGGAACACUCUCUUCAUGAAGUGCAUAGUGUGGUGAUGCCGGGUAUGAGAGAUUUUCAGGAGUUGGUGCAGUAUUGUUCUUUGGCUGAUAUGCCUUUUCAUGGACCGUUAUACACUUGGUGUAACAAACGCGACAAUGGUCUUAUCUGUAAAAAGCUUGAUAGAGUUCUAGUCAAUGCUGCAUGGACGACUGAGUACCAACAGUCAUAUAGUGUUUUUGAAGCUGGGGGAUGCUCAGAUCAUCUCCGGUGUCGAAUAAAGAUUGGAGCUGACACUAUUCGCCCACACAAACCCUUUAAAUUCACAAAUGCAGUAAUUCAUGACACAAGAUUUUUGCCUUUAGUUAAGGAGGUUUGGGGAGCCACUGAACCAUUAUAUCCUUCCACCUCUGCCCUGUACCGCUUCUCUAAGAAGUUGAAAGCGUUAAAGCCACAUUUAAAGCAGUUUAGUAAGGAUUCUCUUGGUGAUUUGGUUAAAAAGGCGAAAGAAGCUUACACGCAGUUAUGCAAAGCACAAAUGGCCACUUUGUAG